Molecule: messenger RNA, 324 nt
Organism: Sphaeroforma arctica JP610
Lineage: Eukaryota; Ichthyosporea; Ichthyophonida
Exons: 1
Coding region: 1-324 (107 amino acids)
Source: RefSeq, a predicted model, not a curated record
AUGUUACAGGCCACCGUUCUAACAGGAAAUAACACCGAAGUACUCUAUCGCAACGACAAUCAAUUCGGUCCCUUUGAGGCUGGCAACUAUAACGAGUGGUUCGGUUCGAAUCAGAUCGUUAAAGUGGAUACCGAUUAUUGUCUACAAGUGCAACCAGGAGUGCACCAGGGAUGUGCAAGGCAAGCAUGGACUUGCGAUGGAUGGAACUAUAUUGGCACAGAGAACUACCGAGGGUAUGACACUUGUUAUGAUUCUAGCGACAGAUGGGUGACUAUCGAAUCCGCACAAACAGUCGAUAUCCAGACGAACCCGUUGUGUUGCUGA